UCCGUUCAGUUCCAUCCGUAGCGGGUAGCUAGUCGACUGCGCCGUACUGCGGUAAAACAGUCCUGUCACUAAGUUCAUUGUUGUUCUGCGUAUUAGUGCAACUAUUCAUUUACUAAGGAUAUCUGUGAUCUAUUAAACCAACUGACUCGUCACCAUCUACCCCGAUCUAUCCCGAACCUACACAUAAAACAAAAUGGCAGCCGUGGAAGGCGUAGGACAGGGCACCGAGCUCGAGCAAGUACAAGCCAAAUCCAGAGAUGUCGCCAACAAGUCGUUGGAAACCACCCGCCGCCUGUUGGCGCUCACCGAAGAGAGUAAGGAAGCUGGCAUAAAAUGCCUUGUCGCUCUCGACGACCAGGGAGAGCAACUGGAUAACAUCGAGAAGGGGAUGAACACCGUGCAUACCGACAUGCACCAAGCUGAGAAGAGUCUCAAGGAGAUGGAAAAGUGGUGCGGGCUCUGCACACUUCCCUGGAAAAAAGGUCCUGCUAAAAAGAAGACGGACAACGACGUAUGGACGGGCAAGAACGAAAGCAAGGUGGUCAAUAACCAGCCGCAGCGAGUGAUGACCGACGAGCGGAAUGGCUGUGGGCCUAUGACCGGAUACAUUGGCAGGAUAACAAACGACGCGCUGGAAGAUGAGAUGGAGGAGUGCAUGGUACAGGUGAACACCAACAUCGGCAAUCUGAGGAACAUGGCUCUCGACAUCGGCUCCGAGCUCUCCAACCAGAAUAACCAGAUUGAGCGCAUCCAGCGUAAGGCCGAUUCGAACGUGGACACUCUGAAGGAUGCCAACGAACGAGCGCACAAACUGAUGAAGAGUUAAACACUAUAUCUAUCGACAAUAAUUUCUUUAUAGAUAGGGUCGUAUAUUACCCUACAUGUAGAAAACUAGCUAUAAUCGGAGUGCUGUGAUGCAUUAUACGAAUCUGGAUACAUACAAAGAAAUUGAUACAUCCUUUGUAACCAUAGACAAAUCAACUAUUGAAUGAAAUGUGGGGGUGAACGGGUGAACGUUAGAUAAUGAGAAUUUUUGGCUAGAUGGCGCUGCACGGUGAAUUGCAUCAUUGCAUCAAGCAGACUAAGUACAUUGUCAAAUAUAAUUACAGUAGUAUCCGCUUAUAAUGACAUCGAAGGGUACUGACAAACACGUCAUACUAAGCGGAUGUCAUAUAAAACAUAGUUGUACAACUGCUUAUUUUUGUUAUGUUUAAUCUCAAACUCCUUUGUGAGAAAUGAGUUUUAUUAAACUUGUAACAAAUAUCAACUUGUCACUGAGAAUCAAAACUAAAAUACCUACCUUACACGCCACGAACGCACCAAACGUCCUCGCAGGAAAAGACGUCGUGACGGCCACGAAAACCAGCGAAUGUGUCAGUAUAACCGGACAUAAUUUCAUGGAAAUAGGAUUUUUAGGUCAUAGUAAGCGAUUUGUCACUAUAAGCGAAGUCAUCUUAUCCGAAUUCAUCACAAAGAAUUUUAUAUGAAAACCAAACUUCGCACAGUAAUUACGUCAUAGUAAGCGGUUGGUCAGUAUAAGCGGAGUCAUAAUAAACGGAUUCUACUGUAAUUGUCAUUCUAACUAGUUAGUGCAAAAUGCUAUGAAAUAUUGUUCAACUGUGUACGUCUAUAAUUAUAGUUGAUUUGUCUAUGGAAUAUGGCGUUUAGUUUUGCAUCGGCUAUCCUAUUUGAUAUAUCAGAAUGGCUAGAAACAUUCGCCAUCAGAUAUAUGGGAGCGGCCAAGAUCCUCAAGAAUAUCUGAACGUGCAUUUUAACUUCUUGAUAAAAGAGGCUUUUAAAACCUCGACCGCUCCGAUAUAUCUGAUGGCGACUGUAGCUUCUUGGAGCGAGCGGCUCUAGCACAACUAACUAACGCGCGCGCAUAGGAGUUAACUACCCUCCUAUUUCUAAUAAACGUGGAGACGUUAACUGUAGCGUGUGAAUGAGUUGUGGUAGAAAGAGACAAAAUAAAUAGAGUCUAAGCUUCUUCUUCCUUGGUAGUUGUCGUUACUAUAUUAUAUUUUGCCUUAAUAGACGGCUAGCUCUAACUUCCAUUAAAUGCGAGCUCAUAAAUAUAUCACAUCUGUUAUAUUUAAUGAAUGCUUGUUACGCAUGUAAGAAUUGGCUUUAAGGACUCGCAUCCAGGCCAUAAUUGUUUAAAAAACCUUUUGAGUCGCACUUUUAUGAAA
Cydia fagiglandana is the source of this 2189-nucleotide messenger RNA. RefSeq names its product synaptosomal-associated protein 25-like. The record is from RefSeq and is a predicted model, not a curated record. Lineage: Eukaryota; Metazoa; Arthropoda; Insecta; Lepidoptera; Tortricidae. Gene Ontology annotation, cellular component: plasma membrane; SNARE complex. Bases 194 to 826 code for a protein of 210 amino acids. The transcript is spliced from 8 exons. Gene Ontology annotation, biological process: synaptic vesicle priming; synaptic vesicle fusion to presynaptic active zone membrane; exocytosis. Gene Ontology annotation, molecular function: SNAP receptor activity; syntaxin binding.